This is a messenger RNA of Cordyceps fumosorosea ARSEF 2679, 771 nucleotides long. Its product is annotated as Glycoside hydrolase/deacetylase, beta/alpha-barrel. Lineage: Eukaryota; Fungi; Ascomycota; Sordariomycetes; Hypocreales; Cordycipitaceae. The transcript is spliced from 2 exons. Gene Ontology annotation, biological process: carbohydrate metabolic process. The coding region runs from base 1 to 771 and encodes 256 amino acids. The record is from RefSeq and is a predicted model, not a curated record.
AUGGCACCAGGACUCGCCGAAAAAAUUGAAAUAAAUGCCGACAUGGGCGAAGGCCUUGGCCAGUGGAAAAUGGGCCCCGACGAGGAGCUCAUGCCGCUCAUCGACGCCGCCAACAUCGCCUGCGGCUUCCACGCCGGCGACCCUUCCAUCAUGCUCCGCACCGCACGCCUCUGCAGGCUCCACGGCGUCAAGGCCGGCGCCCACCCCGGCCUGCCGGACCUCCUCGGCUUCGGCCGCCGGCGGAUGGACAUCUCCCCCGCCGACCUGCACGCCCUGGUUCUCUACCAGGUCGGCGCGCUGAAAGCCAUCCUCGCCGCCGAGGGCCUGCCGCUCGCCCACGUCAAGCCCCACGGCGAGCUGUUCUUCUGCAUGCAGCGCGACGAGGCGGUCAUGCGCGCGGUGCUGACCGCCUGCGCGACGUUUGCGGGCGUGCCGGUGUACGGGUGCGAGAACGCGGCGCAGAGGCGGAUGUGCGAGGAGCUCGGCGUGCCGUUCCAGGGGGAGGUGUACGUGGAUAUUGAUUACGAGCCGGAGGGUGGGUUGGUGCCGAGGGCGAGGUCGAGAGAGGUGACGCCGGCGCUGUGCUACGAGAGGGCGGCGGAGGCGACGGCAAGGGGCACGGCCAAGGCGACGGAUGGGCGGGAGGUCGAUCUGGGGCUGAAAGGGGGGGCUUUUAGUAUUUGCCUUCAUUCUGAUGUGCAGGGUGUUUUGGAGAAUGCAAAGCUGGUGCGCAAGGCGGUCGAUGAGGCAAACAAGGCAAGGCUUGGGUAG